Molecule: messenger RNA, 1505 nt
Organism: Nelumbo nucifera (sacred lotus)
Lineage: Eukaryota; Viridiplantae; Streptophyta; Magnoliopsida; Proteales; Nelumbonaceae
Source: RefSeq, a predicted model, not a curated record
AAGGAAUAAAUAAAUAUCCUCUCUCCUUUACUAUACCACGCCGUCUCUCAUUAUCUUCCUUCGGAACUCCAACGCAGUCACGCUCGCUCGCUCUUUGAUCUAUCUCGGUCUUGGUUUAUGAGCUCGAAGGAGAGACCCACUCUCGGCGGUGCGCGGAUUAAGACCCGCAAACGGAAUAUAGCAGCACCUCUGGACCCUGCAACAUUUGCAGAUGCAGUGGUCCAGAUAUAUCUGGAUAAUGCUGGUGAUCUUGAACUUGUUGCCAAGAGCAUCGAAUCCUCAGACCUUAACUUCUCAAGAUAUGGUGACACAUUUUUUGAGGUAGUCUUCACAGGGGGGCGUACUCAACCUGGCACAACAAAGCCUGAUGAGGGGGAGCGUCACAGUUAUUCUGUUAUAGAUUGUGAGCCUAAACGUGAAGCUAUUUUGCCAUCUGUCCUAUAUAUUCAGAAGAUAUUGCGCCGGAGGCCUUUCUUGAUAAAGAACCUCGAAAAUGUUAUGCGAAGGUUCCUCCAGUCAUUGGAGCUUUUUGAGGAGAAUGAGAGGAAGAAACUUGCAAUUUUUACAGCCCUUACAUUCUCCCAGAAGCUAUCAGGGCUUCCGCCGGAGACAGUUUUCCAGCCACUGCUCAAAGAUAAUCUUGUGGGCAAAGGGCUAGUUCUUUCGUUCAUUACAGACUUCUUCAAGGAAUACCUGAAAGAUAAUAGCCUUGAUGAUCUGAUUUCGCUUCUGAAGCGGGGUAAAAUGGAGGACAAUCUCCUUGACUUCUUUCCAUCUGCAAAGCGGUCCCCUGAAGGUUUUGCUGAACACUUCACCAAGGAAGGGCUUGUAGCUUUGGUUGAAUACAAUGAGAAGAAGAUGUUUGAGGUUAAACUCAAGGAGAUGAAGUCUGCAUUGACAAAUCAAAUAGCAGAAGAUACUGAUAUUUCUGAAGUCAUAGAAAACGUGAAGCAGCGUUUUAAGGAUGCUAAAUUGCCUGAUAUUGAAGUUGUACGGAUCUUAUGGGAUGUUUUAAUGGAUGCCGUUCAGUGGUCUGGUAAAAACCAGCAGCAGAAUGCUAAUGCGGCUCUGCGCCAGGUCAAAACAUGGGCACCACUUUUAAAUACAUUCUGUACUAAUGGGAAGCUGGAGCUUGAACUCAUGUACAAAGUUCAGAUUCAAUGCUAUGAGGAUGCCAAGUUAAUGAAGAUUUUCCCAGAAGUUAUUAGGUCACUGUAUGACCUGGAUGUGCUUGCAGAAGAUACCAUUCUUCUCUGGUUCCGUAGGGGAUCAAAUCCUAAGGGAAGGCAAACCUUUGUAAAGGCCUUGGAGCCAUUCGUGAACUGGCUGGAGGAAGCUGAAGAAGAGGAAUAAGUAAAGAUGAUAGCCAUCUAAUCCCGAAGACUCGUAAUAUCCAUUUCUGAAAUAUCAACUCUACCUCCUUAUCCCGUAACUUGUGUGUGGUGAUGGUUGAAUUCGUAAAUGGUUUGCUAUCUGCAAUAAACAAUUUUAUUUUGUACUCUCUA